Molecule: messenger RNA, 2160 nt
Organism: Arabidopsis arenosa
Lineage: Eukaryota; Viridiplantae; Streptophyta; Magnoliopsida; Brassicales; Brassicaceae
Source: the annotation of a GenBank genome assembly
AAUCACAUUCAACAAUGGAGAACCCUCCUAAUGAAACCGAGGCUAAGCAAAUCCAACCCAAUGAAGGCAAAAAAACAAAGGGUGGAAUCAUCACUAUGCCUUUUAUCAUAGCAAACGAGGCGUUCGAGAAAGUGGCGAGUUAUGGAUUAUUACCAAACAUGAUUAUGUACUUAAUCAGAGAUUACAGAUUUGGAGUAGCAAAAGGAACAAAUGUGCUCUUCAUGUGGUCUGCCGCAUCAAAUUUCACUCCUCUCUUGGGUGCUUUUCUCUCUGAUUCCUAUCUUGGUCGUUUCCUCACCAUCUCCAUUGCUUCUCUCUCCAGUUUCUUGGGAAUGGUGCUUUUAUGGCUAACUGCAAUGUUACCACAAGUGAAGCCAUCGCCUUGCGAUCCCACAGCAGCUGGAAGUCACUGUGGGUCUUCGACAGCGUCUCAGCUGGCUCUUUUGUAUUCCGCAUUUGCUCUUAUAUCGAUCGGGUCUGGCGGGAUAAGACCGUGUUCCUUAGCCUUUGGAGCUGAUCAAUUAGACAACAAGGAGAACCCAAAGAACGAAAGAAUUCUCGAGAGUUUCUUUGGUUGGUACUACGCUUCUUCAGCUGUGGCGGUACUCAUCGCGUUUACGGGUAUUGUAUACAUUCAGGAGCAUCUCGGAUGGAAAAUCGGAUUUGGAAUACCUGCGGUCCUCAUGUUGAUCGCUGCUUUGCUAUUCAUUCUCGCGUCUCCUCUCUAUGUUACACGUAGUGUGACCAAGAGUCUCUUCACCGGUUUAGCUCAAGCGGUUGUUGCAGCUUACAAGAAGAGGAAGCUUAGUCUAGCAGAUCAUCAAGACUCCUUUGAUUGUUAUUAUCACAUGAAAGAUUCUGAAAUCAAAGCACCAAGUCAAAAGUUGAGGUUUUUGAAUAAAGCUUGUCUAAUAAGUAACCGUGAGGAGGAGAUUGGGUCAGAUGGGUUUGCUUUGAAUCCAUGGAGGCUAUGCACAACAGACAAAGUAGAGGAGCUUAAGGCAUUGAUCAAAGUCAUACCGAUAUGGUCCACAGGUAUAAUGAUGUCCAUAAACACUAGCCAAAGCUCGUUUCAGUUGCUGCAAGCGACUUCUAUGGACAGGCGUCUGAGCCGCCAUGGUUCAAGCUUUCAAGUUCCAGCUGGAUCAUUCGGUAUGUUCACAAUCAUAGCUCUAGCCCUGUGGGUCGUUCUAUAUGACCGUGCGGUUAUCCCACUAGCUUCGAAGAUUCGAGGUAGACCUUUUAGACUCAGCGUUAAGCUAAGAAUGGGAUUAGGGUUAUUCAUGUCAUUUUUGGCAAUGGCGAUUUCCGCAAUGGUUGAAAGCUUUAGAAGGAAAAAAGCUAUAAGCCAAGGGUAUGAAAACAAUGCCAAUGCUGUGGUAGGCAUCUCAGCGAUGUGGCUUGUGCCACAAUAUGUGCUACAUGGAUUAGCAGAGGCUCUUACCGCAAUAGGACAGACUGAGUUUUUCUACACCGAGUUUCCUAAAAGCAUGUCUAGCAUCGCAGCUUCUCUCUUCGGUCUAGGAAUGGCUGUGGCUAGUCUAUUGGCAAGUGUGGUCCUCAAUGCGGUCAAUGAGCUAACCUCAAGAAAUGGUAAAGAGAGUUGGGUUUCGGACAACAUUAACAAGGGUCAUUACAACUAUUACUAUUGGGUACUCGCGAUAAUGAGCUUCAUCAAUGUGAUCUACUACGUGAUAUGUAGCUGGUCGUAUGGUCCUUUGGUCGACCAGGUAAGGAAUGGUAGGGUUAAUGGUGUGAGAGAGGAAGAGGAGCUGCUUGACAUUGUUGGGAAAGGCUUCGAGAAGGAAGAUCUAAGUCCAGUUAUUAAAACCAAUUAAGGAAUUAUAGGUCUUGCAAGCUUUUAUUUUGUCUAUAAAGGGAGCGAAAAACUAUAGGAAAUGAUAUUUUAUUGCAUUGGUGUGUGGUGUUAUUAAGUGUUAAUUAAAGUCUAUAAAGAUUUGUAAUUAGAUUGAAUUAUGUAUUUGGGUUUUAAUUAGGGUUUUUGAUAAAAAGUUCAAUGGCUUUUUUGGUUGUGUACAAGCCAAGUGUUUGUUGUAUCUUUUGUGUUAUUGCAAUUCAUGGAGUCUUCUGUGUAUAUUGUUGGUUUGUCUUCUUCGUAUAUAUAAAUAUGUAAAUUUACAAUCAAUAAUAUUCAUGAUU